AUUCGUGAAUUUCUCCACUUGCACAUGAAACCCGUAGACCAGUAAAAGACAAAGAUGGAUAUUGGAAUAAUACUGCUGAGUGCAGUCCUCGGACUGAUUGCUUAUGUGUUCUAUUUAAUGCGUAGCAGUCUGAAGCAUUGGCAGAAUCUGGGAAUACCAUGUGAGGAGCCUCAUCUGCUGAUGGGAAAUUUGGAAGGCGCUCGGGUGAAACGUUCCUUUCCAGAGGUCUGGCUGCGUUAUUAUGCUAAGUUCAAGGGAACGGGACCUUUUGCUGGCUUCUACUGGUUCCGAACUCCAGCUGCAUUCGUCUUGGAACCCUUUUUGGCAAAGCAUAUUUUAAUCAAGGAUUUCAAUAAAUUCACCGAUCGAGGAUUCUUCCAUAACCCUGAGGACGAUCCAUUGUCGGGGCAGCUUUUCCUUUUGGAUGGUCACAAAUGGAAAUCCAUGAGAAAUAAGCUCUCAUCAACAUUUACGUCUGGUAAAAUGAAAUUCAUGUUUCCCACAGUCGUGAAAGUCGGCGAAGAAUUCGUUAAAGUUUUUAACGAUACGGUUACAAAGAGUUCAGUAAUUGAAGUGAGGGAUCUCUUGGCUCGGUUCACAACGGAUGUGAUUGGAACUUGCGCUUUCGGUAUUGAGUGCAGUAGUCUCAAGAACCCGGAUACAGAGUUUCGAUUGAUGGGACGUCGAGUCAUAACCGAGCAGCGUCAUGGCUUACUGGGAAUUAUAAUAAGGAAUUGUUUUCCAAAAUUCGCACAACGCAUACGCAUGAAAAUGACUCCUGCAGAUAUCGAGGAAUUCUUUAUGGGUAUCGUAAAGGAAAAUGUUUCGUACAGAGAGAAAAAUAAUAUACGGCGCAAUGAUUUCAUGGAUCAGUUGAUUGACCUGAAAAACAAUCGCUUAUUGAAAUCUGAGACGGGCGAGAGCAUGAAUUUGACCAUAGAAGAGGUAGCUGCCCAAGCAUUUGUCUUCUUUACCGCUGGAUUUGAAACCUCUUCAACGACAAUGGGAUUCGCGUUAUAUGAACUAGCUCAGCGGCAGGACAUUCAGGAUCGAGUGAGGAAAGAGAUUAAUGAAGUUCUAGCCAAGCAUAAUGGAGAGUUAACCUACGAGGCUCUAAAGGAGAUGACCUAUCUAAAUCAGAUUAUAUCGGAAACUCUUCGUCUGUGGACUGUUUUGCCUGUGUUGAAUCGCGAAUGCCUGGAAGACUUUGUUAUACCAGGCUAUCCGAAUUAUGUUAUCAAAAAGGGGAUGGCAGUUAUAAUUCCCGCUGGUGCGAUGCAUCGUGACGAGGCGCUGUAUCCCAAUCCGAACGAAUUUAAUCCGGACAACUUCGAACCCGAGCGAGUGAAGAGCCGUGACUCUGUGGAGUGGCUGCCAUUUGGUGAUGGACCUCGCAACUGCAUUGGUAUGCGAUUUGGAGAAAUGCAGGCUCGCAUAGGUCUAGUGAAGCUGCUAACGAAGUUCAGAUUCUUGGUAUGUGAGCAAACGCCUAUCCCCAUUAAAUAUGAUAUUAUGAGUUUUCUGGUGUCAAGUGCUUCGGGUAUCCAUCUAAAGGUGGAGAAAGUGUAAACGGCUACAAACUCUAUUGUAAUUAUAUAUAGAAAUAAAAAUUACGUAAAAAUGUA
Drosophila nasuta is the source of this 1625-nucleotide messenger RNA. Its product is annotated as putative cytochrome P450 6a21. The coding region runs from base 55 to 1569 and encodes 504 amino acids. The record is from RefSeq and is a predicted model, not a curated record. Gene Ontology annotation, molecular function: oxidoreductase activity, acting on paired donors, with incorporation or reduction of molecular oxygen; heme binding; monooxygenase activity. Lineage: Eukaryota; Metazoa; Arthropoda; Insecta; Diptera; Drosophilidae. The transcript has 2 exons.